Molecule: messenger RNA, 1974 nt
Organism: Lactuca saligna
Lineage: Eukaryota; Viridiplantae; Streptophyta; Magnoliopsida; Asterales; Asteraceae
Source: the annotation of a GenBank genome assembly
AUGACAGUGAAAGACACACUUGGUAGACAUGACGACUGGAGAUGCUUCGAGGCCCUAUUGACAAUAUCUCCCGCUUUACUCAUUUAUCAAUAUAUGGGUUUCCUCCUCUCAAGCACCACCUCCACUUCCACCUCCAUUAUUCAUCACAAGAUAUGUACAACAUUCAUCUCAAAACAAACUGGUAGACAAGGGUUUGACCAAUUUGGUGCAUUGACUCUCAAAGCAAUAAUGCCUGAAGAAAAGUCAUUAACAAUCACAAAUGAUUCCAACAACAAAAAAACACCCCAUGUUUUAACUGUAGCUGGCUCUGAUUCAGGAGCUGGUGCAGGAGUUCAAGCUGAUCUUAAAGCUUGUGCUGCAAGAGGAGUCUACUGUUCCACUGUCAUCACUGCUGUAACUGCCCAAAAUACCCUUGGUGUCCAGGAUGUGAGCAUUCUUUCAGAGGAGUCUGUUGCAGCCCAGUUGAAAUCUGUCUUGUCAGAUAUGCGGGUUGAUGUUGUGAAAACUGGCAUGCUUCCUUCAAUUGCCAUGGUCAAGAUCCUUCUAGAUAGUCUAAAGCAAUAUCCAGUUCAAGCUUUAGUUGUUGAUCCUGUUAUGGUGUCUACUAGUGGAGAUGUUCUUGCUGGACCUUCAAUUCUUGAUACAUUUCGGAAGGAUCUUUUUCCUAUGGCUGACAUUGUGACUCCAAAUCUAAAAGAGACUUCUGCUUUACUUGGUGGCAUACAAUUAGAAACAAUUAGUGACAUGCGCUCUGCAGCUAAAUCUUUACAUGAUAUGGGCCCACGAAACGUGCUUGUGAAAGGAGGCGACCUUCCUUCUUCCUCUGACGCUGUAGAUAUUUUUUUCAAUGGUAAAGAUUUUUACGAGUUGCGUUCAUCACGAAUACAAACUCGAAAUACACAUGGAACUGGUUGCACAUUGGCAUCAUGUAUAGCUGCUGAGCUGGCAAAGGGUUCUUCAAUGUUGUCAGCUGUUAAGGUAGCAAAAAGAUAUGUUGAGAGUGUAUUGGAGUAUAGCAAAAGCAUUAAUAUUGGAAAUGGAUCUCAAGGUCCUUUUGAUCAUGGGUUAAAGCUAAAGAGAAGUGUGUGUAAUUCAAGUAGGAUGCAAGUGUUUGAGCCAAGCGACCUCUUUUUAUACGCUGUCACGGAUUCCAAUAUGAAUAAAAAAUGGGGCCGUUCCAUUACCGACGCUGUUAAAGCUGCCAUCGAAGGCGGUGCCACAAUUGUUCAGCUCAGGGAAAAAGAAGGGGAAACGGGAGAGUUUUUGGAAUCAGCAAAAGCAUGUGUGGAAAUAUGUCGGCUCCACAACAUCCCUCUUGUAAUAAACGACCGCGUGGACAUCGCGUUAGCAUGUGAUGCGGACGGGGUCCACGUGGGGCAGUCGGACAUGCCGGUUGCCACGGUGCGGGCCCUUGUGGGGCCCGAUAAGAUCAUUGGGGUGUCAUGCAAGACACCUGAACAAGCGUUAAAAGCGUGGGCAGAUGGUGCUGAUUAUGUAGGAUCGGGAGGGGUGUUUCCGACCAACACAAAGGCAAAUAACCGGACGAUUGGUUUGGAUGGGUUGAGAGAUGUUUGUUUGGCUUCCAAGAUUCCGGUGGUGGCGAUUGGCGGCAUUAAUUUGGGGAAUGCUAAGGAGGUGAUGGAGUUGGGGGUGGUGAAUUUGGAAGGUGUGGCGGUGGUUUCGGCGGUGUUUGAUCGGGAAUGUGUGGCGGCGGAGACGAGGAAAUUGUAUGGUUUGUUGAAGGAAAGUGUUGUUGGGAAGGUGAUGGUGUGAUUUUUUUUUUUUUUUAUUAGUGUUCGAUUUUGGUUGUAAAAUAAGGUAAAUCCUCCGUUGUAAUAAGUUACUUAUUUAACUGUGAAGGAUAAAUGUUGUGGUAGGAGUUUUCUUGAAAUAACUGUAAUCGUGAUGGGUAUUUGAUUUUGCGAAAUUUAAGAGCAACUUAAAUAUUUCUAAUGCAGUAUUUGAAUACUCAAG